Molecule: messenger RNA, 219 nt
Organism: Caenorhabditis bovis
Lineage: Eukaryota; Metazoa; Nematoda; Chromadorea; Rhabditida; Rhabditidae
Source: the annotation of a GenBank genome assembly
AUGAUCUUCGCAAGUCCCUUCAGAGCCGGAGAAAACGUCGAAAUUCGUGUGAAAAGAAUCGGCAAAAUCUAUGAGAUAACCGUCAACGACAUCUUCUUUGCGAGGUUUCCACAUCGAUUUUCCGAUUCGGAAAAUCCGACCGCAUACACUACUGAAGGAGAAUGGACAGUUUCGACGCUUCAGAUGAUUUGCGCCAAUCGAUUUUGGGAUAAUUAUUAA